UGUUCUCCUGCUGGAUUACUGGGUUAAAGCUGCUGGACUGGCUUAUCUAGAACUUCUGGCUUCAACAUGAGGUCUGCUGCUCUGUUCCUGCUGAUGCUCUGCUGCUCCGUCGGUGAAGGCCGAGCGGAGGUCUUUGUUCCUGCAGACGAUGGCACCAGGACCGAAGCCCGCCCCCCCAGGGACCUGAGCGUCCUCUGGGAAGAGCUGCAGGGCCUGAAGCAGCUGGUCCUCAGUCUGAAGGGGGAGCAAGUGGAGCAACGACAAGAACUCCGGACUGUGGAGAGUCGGCUGAGGGACGGGGAGAUGGAGCUGCAGAAACAGAGCAUGGAUGAGCUGCAGGUGGCGCUAGACCUCCUGCUGACAGAGCAGACCUCUGGUCUGAGGAAGAAGGUGGAGGAGCUGGAAGAGCAGACCAAAGCUGAGAUAUCAGAGCUUCGGGCCAGAAUGAGCAGCAGUGAGAACUCAGUGGAGAUCCUGAAGAAGAAGAACUCGGCUGUUGCGGCUGAGCUGCUGUUCCUGCAGACCAGACUGAGGGCCAGCGAGAGCAGCGUGGAGCAGCUGAGGAGGAAGGACACAGGUCAUCACCAUCAUCAUCCUCUCAUACACCUUCAUUACUUCUUCUCUGGGUUCAGUGCAGAGCUCUACUGAAGUGCUCACACUCCCUGACCUUAUCCACAUUUCCUCAUGUUCCGACCACAAACAUCUUUGUAUUAAUUAGAAUUCUUUGGUGACAGACCGACACAUACGACUGUGGAAGCAGAAA
Xiphophorus couchianus (Monterrey platyfish) is the source of this 763-nucleotide messenger RNA. RefSeq names its product golgin subfamily A member 3-like. Bases 67 to 648 code for a protein of 193 amino acids. The record is from RefSeq and is a predicted model, not a curated record. The transcript has 3 exons. NCBI's taxonomy places the organism in Eukaryota, Metazoa, Chordata, Actinopteri, Cyprinodontiformes, Poeciliidae.